ACAAGUCAGGAGCUCCUGGAGGGUGAUUUAUUUGUGACUGCAGGAAGGAUGGUUGGUCAUUCAUUCUUGAAUGGGGGCCCAUGUCUCACUGGCCUAAGCACAGCAAUCAUCCAUGUACUUUUUGGCGGCAGUCAAGAGAUGGCAACCUUAUCCCUAUCAGACUGUGUGGAUCAGGACGUCCGGGAUGUCUUGGCACUGUUGGAAGGAACCAAGGACCUGUCAGAAGAAGACAAAUCCCAGAUUCUUUCUGUGACACUGCCCUGGGACCUGCCUGGUGUCACACUGAACAACAGGUGUUGGCUGAGGGAGAAAAUACUGCUCCAUGCUGUACUUGGACGGACGACCCAGCAGGUGAAACAAAUCAGAAGAGGCCUGAAAGACACGGGUGUCUGGGAGUUUUUUAGCUCCAGGCCAGAUGCUGUGCAAGUUCUAUUCCCGAGGGCCUGCAAUGCAGAAAUCACGCCACAAGUUACUUCUUGUGCUUUUGAGAAAAGCUUCCUCCGAGGAACUCACUUCCUGAACCAAACCCUAACAAAACCUUCACUGAAGAAACUCCAGGAAAAACCUCCCUAUCCGGCAAGGUACCACUUCCCUCUCUCUACCAACAACCUGGAAAGACCUGCCUGCCCUCCAACGACUCUCCCACCGGCGAUCACUGAGAAAACCUCCAGAUCCCAUCUCCAGUCCUCCCUGGCGGUAACACCCUGCCUAUCCAGUAAGCCCCUGUCUGAAUUAGGUUCUUAG
Cyprinodon tularosa is the source of this 744-nucleotide messenger RNA. RefSeq lists its product as uncharacterized. The transcript has 4 exons. The record is from RefSeq and is a predicted model, not a curated record. NCBI's taxonomy places the organism in Eukaryota, Metazoa, Chordata, Actinopteri, Cyprinodontiformes, Cyprinodontidae. The coding region runs from base 49 to 744 and encodes 231 amino acids.